Molecule: messenger RNA, 1554 nt
Organism: Lycium barbarum (goji berry)
Lineage: Eukaryota; Viridiplantae; Streptophyta; Magnoliopsida; Solanales; Solanaceae
Product: probable glutathione S-transferase
Exons: 4
Coding region: 689-1354 (221 amino acids)
Biological process (GO): glutathione metabolic process
Cellular component (GO): cytoplasm
Molecular function (GO): glutathione transferase activity
Source: RefSeq, a predicted model, not a curated record
CACUGUUAUAGUGAAUAAAGUUCAGGACAAUAAGUGAAAUUAACACCGAUAUUUUUUAUGUGAAGAGAAGACAUGCUUAACUUUUUAUCUGGAAAAUCUUGAAACUGCAGUUGUAUGAAAAUUUCGGGCGAAAAAUAUGGUCAACAAAAGGAGAAGUGCAGGAGGGAGCUAAGAAGGGCUUGAUAGAUUCACUCAAGUUACUGGAACAAGCUGCAUUGGGAGACAAGCUUUACUUUGGAGGGGAAAGCUUUGGUUUUGCGGAUAUUGCUUUGAUCGGGAUUUACAGCUGGUUUUAUGCCUUGGAGAUCUUUGGAAACUUUAGCAUAGAGGCCGAGUGCCCAAAGCUUGAUGCUUGGGACAAGAGAUGCAAGCUAAGGGAGAGUGUUUCUAAGUCUCUACCCGACCCUCAUAAGAUUUAUGAGUUAUUACUGGAGCUUAAAAAGACUUAUGAACUAGAAUAGACAUAUUCUUGUGCUUCACAAUCCAUGAAAGGACUUAGUUCUGCCUCGCCGCAUGGAUCAUUUUUUCUAUGAAUAAAGACAAUUACAAAGAGCUGGCUUGUGGAGUCUCAGUAUUGUCUAUGUCUUUUCCUGAUACACAAGAAAAUGGAGCUUUCUUGUUUCUGUACUAAAGUGAUGACCUGUGUGUUGGCGACUUAUUAAAAUCUUUCGCGAAAUACAGCAAAGGAAUGGAGAAUGAUGAGGUGAUUCUAUUGGACUUCUGGGCUAGCAUGUUUGGUAUGAGGAUAAGGGUAGCAUUAGCUGAAAAGGAGAUUGAAUACGAGUUUAAGGAAGAAGUCGUGGGUGGCACUAAAAGUCCGCUGCUUUUAAAGAUGAAUCCCGUACACAAGAAAAUCCCGGUUUUGAUUCACAACGGAAAACCUGUUUGUGAAUCUUUCAUUGCAGUUGAGUACAUCGAUGAAGUCUGGAAGGACAAAGCGCCGUUGUUAUCCUCUGAUCCUUACGAGAGAGCACAAGCUAGGUUCUGGGCUGACUACAUUGACAAGUUGUAUGAUUUUGGGCGAAAAAUUUGGGAUGCCAAAGGAGAAGAGCAGGAGGUAGCUAAGAAGAACUUGAUAGAUUCACACAGGGUCCUGGAGCGGGAAGCGUUGGGAGACAAGCCUUACUUUGGAGGGGAAAGCUUUGGUUUUGUGGAUGUUGCCCUGAUUGGGUUCUACAGCUGGUUUUAUACGUACGAAGCCUUUGGAAACUUCAGCAUGGAGGCCGAGUGCCCCAAGCUCGUUGCUUGGGGCAAGAGAUGCAUGCAGAGGGAGAGCAUCUUUAAGUCUUUACCAGACCCUCAUAAGAUCUAUGAGGUAAUACUCCAGUAUAGAAAGAAUGUUGGACUUGAAUAGACAUAUUAAUGUGUUUCAUAGUCUAUGAAAGGCGCUUUGUUCAGAAUUGGAGUAUGAGUAGACCUGUUUUCCGGGAAUAACAGGAGUCCUUGAUUCCUGGCUUGCGGAAUGUCAGUGUUGUUCUAUGUAAUUGUUCCGCUGCUUCUCUUUGGACUGAUGAACUGUCUAUUCAUAGAUGGUCAAGAUAUUGUAUUUUUCUC